ACUCCAACAGCUUUCGCAUUCGUGCUGGCAGUCGGAUUCAACUGAAAUUUCGAAGUUGCAGCUUAGCAGAUACUGUUCUAAAAACAACAACAUGGAAAUCCAAUACAAUAGAAAAGUUCCAUUAGGAGAAGGUGGCUAUGGUUCAGUGUUUCCAGGAACCUUUCAAGGCCGAGAAGUGGCAGUCAAAAGAGUUCUCCUUAACAUGGCUAACUUUAAUGAAGAAGAAGCUUUAAAAAAGUUAGAUCACCCUAAUAUCGUCAAAAUCUUUCACGUAGAGUGUAACAACGAUUUCAUGCUAUUUGCUUUAGAGCUCUGCACCGCGUCAUUAGAUCAGGUAUUUCUAAGGCCUGAUCAUCCUGAAAAAUACAAAGGGCCUAAAUUGCCAUACCAUUUUGAAGUUUUCUCGCAACUGGCUUCUGGUCUCGAGUACAUACAUUCCAAGAAUUUUAUUCAUCGAGAUAUAAAGCCGGAGAAUGUACUCAUCUCGGUCGACUCUAGCACUAAUACGCAAGACGUUAAGGUAACAAUGAAAUGGGCAGGUUUUGGUCUGUCCAGGGCCGUAAAUGAACGAGGGUCAUACACGAUGAAUAGUGGAGUAAAAGGAACAAGAAACUGGUACGCGCCCGAAGUGCUUAGACUACUUUUUCUGCCACCUAAUCCGAUGGAAAAGCCCAGAGGUACCGUCAAAAGCGACGUAUUUGCACUAGGCCUCGUCUUCGCUUAUCUUCUGUUAGACGGCCAACACAUUUACGGUUCUAAUGAGAUUGACAUUGUUAAAAACAUCUUGGAGGGUAGAGCGAUCAAUAUGAAUAAAAUAGAACGAUCGCACUACGCAUACGGUCUUGUUACCGAAAUGUUGAAAAAUGAAUUCGAUCGAAUAUCUUCAUCAAAUGUUGUUGAGAGACUUAAAUCAGAAAAAGAUAAGCUGGAGGAAAAAGAAAAGGAAAUGUUGGAACUAUGUAUGAUAAGAAACCCAGAUACCUCCUACAUCUUCACUUGGAAAAACGAAAACGAAAAGUUAAAAACGUUGAUCCGGCAGGGAAUUGAUGUGAAUAAGAAAGACAAGAAUGGAAGAAACGCACUCCAUUUAGUCUGUCAAUUUAAUUCGAGCGAAAGGUUAAUCGACACAAUCAAAUUAUUAAUCCAACUCGGGAUCGACGUCAAUGAGAAAGACAAAGACGGAAGACACGCACUACAUUACUUGGGUGGAUUUAAUUCAAGUGAAAGAAUAAUUGAAGCAAUCAAAUUAUUAAUCCAACUCGGGAUCGACGUGAAUGAGAAAGACAAAAAAGGGAUCAACGCACUCCAUUUCUUAUGUGCUAAUGAUUCAAACGAAAUAUUAAUCGACGCAAUCAAAUUAUUAAUCCAACUCGGGAUCAACGUCAAUGAGAAAAACAAAGACGGAACCAACGCACUCCAUAUGUUGUGUUAUAAUAAUUCAAGUGCAAAUUUGAUCGACGCAAUCAAAUUAUUAAUUCAACUCGGGAUCGACGUCAAUGAGAAAACUAACAACGGAAGAAACGCACUCCAUUUAUUGUGUCUUAAUAAUUCAAGCGAAAGAUUAAUCGACGCAAUCAAAUUAUUAAUUCAACUCGGGAUCAACGUCAAUGAGAAAGACAACUACGGGCACAACGCACUCCAUUUAUUAUGUCUUAAUAAUUCAAGUGAAAGAAUAAUUGACGCAAUCAAAUUAUUAAUCCAACUCGGAAUCGACGUCAAUGAGAAAAACAACAACGGAAGCAACGCACUCCAUUUAUUGAGUGGGAAUAAUUCAAGCGAAAGAUUAAUCAACGCAAUCAAAUUAUUAAUCCAACUCGGGAUCGACGUGAAUGAGAAAAACAAUUACGGAAACAACGCACUCCAUUUAUUGUGUCGUAAUAAUUCAAGCGAAAGAUUAUUCGACAUAAUGAGAUUUUUAAUCGAACACGGGAUCAACGUGAAUGAGAAAGACAAAGACGGAAACAAUGCACUUCAUAUUUUGUGUCGUAAUAAUUCAAGCGAAAGAUUAUUCGACAUAAUGAGAUUUUUAAUCGGACACGGGAUCGACGUCAGUGGCAUCGACAUACGAAAAAUGUUACGGGAAAAAGAAACUAGAAAUUUUCAAGAAAUCAUAAAACUCUUCGACGAAGCAUCUUUUACAUAAACACACAAUCAAAUUAUUCAUCCAACUCGGGAUCGACGUCAAUAUGAAAAAGGAAGGACAACACAGACGAGACAACACACUUAAGUACUUGUGCUGAUCUCAAGCGAAAGAUUAGUUGAUGCAAUAUAAUUCUUGUCAAUAAUUUCAAUACGAAAUCUAUUUUAUAGGAAAAUAAUGUUAAAUUUUAGUUUGAUGAAAUUAUAAAAUCCUUUUACAAAGCAUUUUGACCCGAAUUUAUUGAUGUUUUAUGUAUCAUAUAGCCCUAUUUAUGCAUCGUGUAUAAAUCUUAGUUUUAUUUUCGAAAGAAAUUACUAUAAAAGCACAAUGCGGUUACAGUUCGCAAGAAAAUUUUAUGUAAAACAGUUAUUAAAAUAUUAACUU
Messenger RNA from Daphnia pulicaria, 2524 nucleotides. RefSeq names its product CBL-interacting protein kinase 33-like. Gene Ontology annotation, cellular component: IRE1-TRAF2-ASK1 complex. Gene Ontology annotation, molecular function: ATP binding; RNA endonuclease activity; protein serine/threonine kinase activity. Lineage: Eukaryota; Metazoa; Arthropoda; Branchiopoda; Diplostraca; Daphniidae. The transcript is spliced from 4 exons. The record is from RefSeq and is a predicted model, not a curated record. Gene Ontology annotation, biological process: IRE1-mediated unfolded protein response; protein phosphorylation; intrinsic apoptotic signaling pathway in response to endoplasmic reticulum stress. The coding region runs from base 92 to 2143 and encodes 683 amino acids.